AUGCCUGAUGAUAUCAAGUUCAUCGUUCGCUUGCUGCUCCUAUGCAGCUUACGGUUGUUCGUCGCUUCUGAUGACACCGAGUGCGUACGAACUCUGCACAAAUCGCUGGUUGAUCCCCGUGGUGAGCUCAAGUCCACAUGGAAUUUUUCAGGAGAAGGAACGAAUGGUUUCAUCUGCAAAUUCACCGGCGUAAAUUGUUGGAGCCCCAACGAUAACACGGUUCGUUCUUUCAAUCUCGUCAGCCUGGGGCUUCAAGGCAGAUUUCCUGAAGGUCUCGAGGGUUGUAGAAUGAUGGAAGGCUUGAAUCUGUCAGGUAACAGCUUUUCAGGGCCUAUCCCUUCCGACAUCUCACGGUGGCUACCCCAUUUGAGUUAUCUGGAUCUCUCGCACAACAGCUUCUCAGGCCCAAUCCCAAGCAACAUCACAGAGCUUUCUCGUCUGAGUUCCAUGGAUCUCUCGUACAACAGCUUCUCAGGCCCAAUCCCAGCCAACAUCAGAGACAUGGCAUACCUGGAAACACUGAGCCUUCAGCACAACAAACUCCAGGGUGGGAUCCCAUGGCAAUUCUGUUCUCUCGCUCGGCCGGUGUCGUUCAGUGUUUCAGACAAUUUGCUGUCAGGGCUUGUUCCACCAUGUUUUGAGAACUUCUCGGCGUCAGCCUUUGCUGGUAACCGAAGGCUCUGUGGUGCGCCGCUGGGUAGCUGUAGGCUGCACGGGAUCAGCGACGAGUCCAUCAUCGGAGCGGCCGUUGGUUUCGUGGUCGGGUUCGUGAUGGCCUUCUACUUCCCGCAGUGGUUCGUUUUCUCCAGGAGGCUCCAUCCCUAUAUCUUUCGGAUUUGA
This is a messenger RNA of Oryza brachyantha (malo sina), 840 nucleotides long. RefSeq names its product probably inactive leucine-rich repeat receptor-like protein kinase At5g48380. NCBI's taxonomy places the organism in Eukaryota, Viridiplantae, Streptophyta, Magnoliopsida, Poales, Poaceae. The record is from RefSeq and is a predicted model, not a curated record. The coding region runs from base 1 to 840 and encodes 279 amino acids. The transcript has a single exon. Gene Ontology annotation, molecular function: protein binding.